AUGUCUGCGCGCUUUCAAUCAAACUACGAUGGUCCCAAGAAGACAACGGCCCCAACCACUAAGCUCCCAGCUACCCCCGACAGGACAUCCAGCGAAGGCAUUCAGAAGCUACUCAUGGCAUUCCUAACGAAACCGUCGAUGCCGCAGCUAUGUAAAGCGUGGGCUAAGUCUCAAUCUGGCUUCGAAGCAGAGGUAGAUCGGCGCCUAGCUGAGGUGAGGCUGGAAAGAGGGGAUCCCAAUUACGCUCGAAUAGGGCUUUGGAACACCAUGGCCUCGGAAGGCUAUGCCGCGGCCAGCAACGAGCUCAAGACCAUGGCACUGGAGAAGGCAAAGGAGGAGUUAGAUGGCCGGUUGGCGGAACGGAACGAACUUCUCGCGGAACCGAAGUCUAUGGAGGAAGCGCUGAAGUAA
Molecule: messenger RNA, 411 nt
Organism: Peniophora sp. CBMAI 1063
Lineage: Eukaryota; Fungi; Basidiomycota; Agaricomycetes; Russulales; Peniophoraceae
Source: the annotation of a GenBank genome assembly